Rhinolophus ferrumequinum (greater horseshoe bat) is the source of this 6318-nucleotide messenger RNA. RefSeq names its product anaphase promoting complex subunit 1 (gene ANAPC1). The coding region runs from base 237 to 6071 and encodes 1944 amino acids. The record is from RefSeq and is a predicted model, not a curated record. Gene Ontology annotation, cellular component: anaphase-promoting complex. Gene Ontology annotation, molecular function: molecular adaptor activity. Lineage: Eukaryota; Metazoa; Chordata; Mammalia; Chiroptera; Rhinolophidae. The transcript has 48 exons. Gene Ontology annotation, biological process: protein K11-linked ubiquitination; anaphase-promoting complex-dependent catabolic process; metaphase/anaphase transition of mitotic cell cycle.
GGGAAGCCAAGAUGGCCGCCUCCAUUUGAACUCUCCAGAGCUUCUCGCCUCACGCCCGCCUUUCCUCAGGUGCUGCUCACUCUUCCUCCAGAGUAGGGAAGGAGGGGGGAAUGAGAAGCUGCAGCAGCCGAGGAGUCCCGGUGACCGACUCUGCCGCUGCCCUCGGGGAGCAGCCGGGGCUCGCCGCGCCUGACGCGUCCUGAGUUACUCAGAAAUAAUGUUGAUAUUUGGAACCCAUGUCGAACUUGUAUGAAGACAGGGCAACAAUGAUUGCAGCCGGGGACUUGCAGGAAUUUGCUCCUUUCGGUCGAGACCACUGCAGGCACCACCCUAACGCUCUGAACCUUCAGCUUCGCCAGCUGCAGCCAGCCUCUGAGUUCCGGUCUUCGGAUGGUGCUGCUGGCUUGGUGGGAUCCCUUCAGGAGGUUACAAUCCAUGAGAAACACAAGGAAAGCUGGCAGUUAAGGAAAGGUGUAAACGAAAUUGGAGAAGAAGUGGAUUAUGAUGAGGAACUCUACGUGGCUGGAAAUAUGGUGAUUUGGAGCAAAGGAAGUAAAAGCCAGGCACUGGCUGUUUAUAAAGCGUUUACAGUGGACAGUCCUGUUCAACAGGCAUUGUGGUGUGACUUCAUUGUAUCACAAGACAAGUCUGAAAAAGCCUACAGUAGUGAUGAAGUAGAGAAAUGCAUAUGUAUAUUGCAGAGCUCGUGUAUUAACAUACACAGCAUAGAAGGAAAGGAUUACAUAGCUUCUUUACCUUUUCAGGUUGCAAAUGUUUGGCCCACCAAAUAUGGAUUGUUGUUCGAACGAAGCAGCUCUUCACAUGAGGUGCCUCCAUGUCCACCCAGAGAACCUUUACCGACCAUGUUCAGCAUGCUGCAUCCACUAGAUGAAAUAACCCCACUUGUGUGUAAAUCUGGAAGUCUUUUUGGUUCAUCACGGGUGCAGUACGUUGUAGAUCAUACGAUGAAAAUAGUGUUCCUCAGCACCGAGCCCUCCAUUGUGAUGACCUACGACAGUGUUCAGAGCCUGCACUCUGUGUGGCUUCUCCGGAGAGUCAGAGCAGAGGAAGAGAAUGUUGUUUUAAAGUUCUCCGAACAGGGGGGAACCCCCCAGAAUAUGCCCACGAGUAGCUCCCUCACAGCACACCUCCGAAGCCUCUCCAAAGGAGACUCCCCCGUGGGCUCACCUUUCCAGAAUUACUCCUCCGUCCACAGCCAGAGUCGCUCCGCCUCCUCACCCAGUCUGCACUCGCGCUCUCCUUCCAUCUCCAACAUGGCAGCUCUCAGCCGUGCUCACUCCCCCGCCUUAGGAGCGCACUCUUUUUCAGGGGUGCAGAGGUUCAACCUUUCGAGCCACAGUCAGUCUCCAAGGAGACACAGUGUUUCCCAGUCUCCAAACAGUAAUUCCAACAGCUCUUACCUCACGCCAGAAACAGAGCCAAUUGUUCCCGAACUGUGUAUUGACCAUUUAUGGACAGAAGCGAUCACCAGCAUGAGAGAGAAAAAUUCUCAGGCCUCAAAAGUGUUUAUUACAUCUGACCUAUGUGGGCAAAAGUUCUUGUGCUUUUUGGUAGAGUCCCAGCUCCAGUUACGUUGUGUAAAGUUUCAAGAGAGCAAUGAUAAGACCCAGCUCAUCUUUGGCUCCAUCACCAACAUCCAGGCAAAGGAUGCAGCGCCAGUGGAGAAGAUAGAUGCCAUGCUGGUCCUGGAAAGCAGUGGAAGCCUGGUGCUGUACACGGGGGUGGUUCGGGUGGGAAAGGUGUUUAUUCCGGGACUGCUAGCUCCUUCCCUGACCAUGUGCAGCGCGAUGCCCCGGCCCAGCACACCCCUGGACACCGUGAGCACCCCGAAGCCCCUGAGUCAGCUGCUCGGGUCGUUGGAUGAGGUUGUUCUGUUGUCCCCGGUUCCAGAACUAAGGGAUUCUUCGAAACUCCAUGAUUCUCUGUAUAAUGAGGAUUGUACUUUCCAACAACUUGGAACUUACAUUCAUUCCAUAAGGGACCCUGUCCGUAACAGGGUGACUCUGGAGCUGAGUCAUGGCUCCAUGGUCCGGAUCACUCUUCCUGAAAUGGCCACCUCAGAAUUAGUGCAAACAUGUUUGCGAGCGAUUAAGUUUAUCCUGCCGAAAGAAGUAGCUGUUCAGAUGCUUGUCAAGUGGUACAGUGUCCGCAGCGCUCCGGGCGGGCCCAGCUAUCACUCAGAGUGGAAUUUAUUUGUGAUCUGUCUCAUGAACUUGAUGGGUUAUAACACAGACCGCUUAGCGUGGACAAGAAAUUUUGACUUUGAAGGAUCACUUUCCCCAGUCAUUGCACCCAAAAAGGCAAGGCCUUCUGAGACGGGAACUGAUGAGGACUGGGAGUACCUGCUGAGCUCAGACUAUCACCAGGAUGUGGAGUGUCACCUUUUGAACAGAUCUCUAUGUCUGAGCCCUUUGGAGGUUCCUCAAGUGAAGGAUGAGGACUUGUCACAGAGUCUCAGCCUGGAUUCUUCCACGCUUCUCUUCUCUCACAUACCGGCGAUGUUUUUUGUUCUUCACCUUGUCUAUGAGGAGCUCAAGCUGAACACUCUGAUGGCGGGAGGAAUUCGUUCCCUUGCUGAGCUGCUCGUUCAGUUGGCAAGGGACUUAAGAUUGGAGCCUUACUUGGAUCAUUAUUAUAGAGAUUACCCAACACUUGUCAGAGCCUCUGGACAAGUGUGCACAGUUGAUCCAGGUCAGACCGGAUUCAUGCAUCAGCCAUCAUUUUUCACUUCUGAACCCCCAAGCAUAUACCAGUGGGUGAGCGCCUGUCUGAGGGGUGAGGGAAUGCCACCCUACCCCUACCUCCCUGGCAUCUGUGAACGAAGCCGGCUCGUCGUCUCGAGUAUUGCACUCUACAUUCUUGGUGAUGAAAGCUCUGUUUCUGAGGAGUGCUCCCAGUAUUUAUCCAGAAUAACUCCAGUGCUCCAAAAGUCACAAGCAGAACAAGAGGAAAACAGGUUUAAUUUCAGGCAUUCUACGUCAGUUUCUAAUCUAGCUGAAAGAUUAGUUGUCUGGAUGACGAAUGUAGGUUUCACAUUAAGAGACUUGGAAACUCUUCCCUUUGGAAUUGCUCUUCCCAUCAGAGAUGCAAUUUAUCACUGUCGCGAGCAGCCUGCUUCCGACUGGCCAGAGGCUGUCUGUCUCUUGAUCGGACGUCAGGACCUUUCCAAACAGGCCUGUGAAGGAAACCUACCCAAAGGGAAAUCUGUGCUCUCAUCAGAUGUUCCUUCAGGAACAGAGACUGAGGAGGAGGACGACGGCAUGAAUGACAUGAACCAGGAGGUCAUGUCACUCAUAUGGAGCGAGGACCUGCGGGUGCAGGAUGUGCGGCGUCUUCUGCAGAGCGCGCACCCCGUCCGCGUCAACGUGGCACAGUACCCGGAGCUCAGCGACCACGAGUUCAUCGAGGAGAAGGAGAACAGGUUGCUGCAGCUGUGCCAGCGAACGAUGGCCCUUCCGGUGGGACGAGGGAUGUUCACCUUGUUUUCGUACCAUCCGGUUCCAACGGAGCCAUUGCCUGUUCCCAAGCUCAACUUGACUGGGCGUGCCCCUCCCCGGAACACAACGGUGGACCUCAACACCGGGAACAUCGACGUGCCUCCCAACAUGACCAGCUGGGCCAGCUUCCACAACGGCGUGGCUGCCGGCCUCAAGAUAGCCCCCGCCUCGCAGAUCGACUCGGCCUGGAUUGCAUACAAUAAGCCCAAGCACGCCGAGUUGGCCAAUGAGUACGCGGGCUUCCUCAUGGCCCUGGGCCUGAACGGGCACCUCACCAAGCUGGCCACUCUCAACAUCCAUGACUACUUGACCAAGGGUCAUGAAAUGACGAGCAUCGGACUGCUGCUCGGCGUGUCUGCCGCGAAGCUGGGCACCAUGGACAUGUCGGUCACUCGGCUGCUCAGCAUCCACGUCCCUGCGCUCUUACCCCCAACGUCCACGGAGCUGGAUGUCCCGCACAACGUCCAGGUGGCCGCGGUAGUGGGCAUCGGCCUUGUGUACCAAGGGACAGCCCACAGGCACACGGCGGAGGUGCUGCUGGCUGAGAUAGGGCGGCCCCCGGGCCCGGAGAUGGAGUACUGCACCGACAGGGAGUCCUACUCUUUGGCGGCUGGCUUGGCCCUGGGCAUGGUCUGCUUGGGGCACGGCAGCAAUCUGAUAGGCAUGUGCGACCUGAACGUGCCCGAGCAGCUCUAUCAGUACACGGUCGGCGGCCACCGGCGCUGCCCGGCGGGGACGCACAGGGAGAAGCGCAAGUCUCCAAGCUACCAGAUCAAAGAAGGAGACACCAUAAACGUGGAUGUGACGUGUCCAGGUGCCACUCUGGCUCUGGCUAUGAUCUACUUAAAAACCAACAACAGGUCCAUUGCCGAUUGGCUGCGAGCUCCUGACACCAUGUACUUGCUGGACUUUGUGAAACCAGAGUUCCUCCUGCUUAGGACACUUGCUCGAUGCCUGAUUUUGUGGGAUGAUAUUUUACCAAAUUCCAAGUGGGUUGACAGCAAUGUCCCUCAGAUUAUACGAGAAAAUAGUAUCUCACUCAGUGAGAUUGAACUGCCUUGCUCCGAGGACUUGAAUCUGGAGACUCUGUCGCAAGCACAUGUCUACAUAAUUGCAGGAGCCUGUCUGUCUCUGGGUUUUCGAUUUGCUGGUUCAGAAAACUUAUCAGCAUUUAACUGUUUGCAUAAAUUUGCAAAAGAUUUCAUGACUUACUUGUCUGCACCUAAUGCUUCUGUGACAGGCCCCCACAACCUGGAGACGUGCCUGAGUGUCGUGCUGCUGUCCCUGGCCAUGGUCAUGGCUGGCUCGGGGAACCUGAAGGUGCUGCAGCUGUGUCGCUUCUUGCACAUGAAAACAGGCGGUGAAAUGAACUAUGGUUUCCACUUAGCCCAUCACAUGGCCCUCGGACUUCUGUUUCUGGGAGGAGGAAGGUACUCCCUGAGCACCUCCAACCCCUCCAUCGCUGCCCUGCUGUGCGCGCUGUACCCACACUUCCCCGCUCACAGCACUGAUAACAGGUAUCAUCUCCAGGCCCUGAGGCACCUGUACGUACUGGCCGCAGAGCCACGUCUGCUGGUGCCUGUGGACGUGGACACCAACACACCCUGCUAUGCCCUCUUGGAAGUCACCUACAAGGGCACUCAGUGGUACGAGCAGACCAGAGAGGAGCUGAUGGCCCCCACCCUGCUUCCGGAGCUGCACCUUUUAAAGCAGAUUAAAGUUAAAGGCCCACGAUACUGGGAACUGCUCAUCGAUUUAAGCAAGGGAACACAGCACUUGAAGUCAAUCCUUUCCAAGGAUGGGGUUUUAUAUGUGAAGCUCAGAGCAGGCCAACUCUCCUACAAGGAAGAUCCAAUGGGAUGGCAGAGUUUGUUGGCCCAAACCGUCGCUAACAGGAACUCUGAAGCCCGGGCGUUCAAGCCUGAAACGAUUUCAGCAUUCACUUCUGACCCAGCACUUCUGUCAUUUGCUGAGUAUUUCUGCAAACCCACCGUGAGCAUGGGUCAGAAACAGGAAAUUCUGGAUCUCUUUUCUUCAGUACUCUACGAGUGUGUCACUCAGGAGACCCCGGAGAUGUUGCCUGCGUACGUGGCAAUGGACCAGGCAGUCAGAAGACUGGGAAGGGCAGAAAUGUCCGAGACGUCGGAACUCUGGCAGAUAAAGCUGGUGCUGGAGUUUUUCAGCUCCAGGAGCCACCAGGAGCGGCUGCAGAAGCACCCGAGGCGAGGGCUGUUCAUGAGCUCCGAGUUCCUGCCCGUGGUGAAGUGUGCCAUCGAUAACGCCCUGGACCGCUGGCUGCAAGCUGGGGGCGACGCGUGUGUGCACGCCUACCUCAGCGGGCAGCCCUGGGACGAGUCUCAGCUGAGCAUGCUGGCCUGCUUCCUUGUGUAUCACUCGGUCCCCGCUCCACGCCACCUGCCGCCGCUCGGACUGGAAGGGAGCACAAGCUUCGCCGAGCUCCUCUUCAGAGUGAAACAGCUGAAGAUGCCUGUGCGGGCCCUGCUGAGACUGGCUCCUUUGCUUCUGGGAAAUCCACAGCCAAUGGUCAUGUGACCCUGUCUCCUGGGCAGCCUGCCCUAAAACGUGACUUCUGCCCAAACACGUGACCACAUGGCAAAGCGAAAGAAGCCUUUGUAAGUUUUAUAAUGUGACUGCGGGGAGUGAGCUGCUCAGACGUUGUCUUGUACAGUCCCAGUGUUUUAAAUAUUCCAGGGACUCUGUUGCUGUCAGCACUGACAUAGAUCUGCAAGUGAGUUAACAUUUACUUUUGUAAAUAAAGGUUUUUGCUUUGUUUUCAAAA